Messenger RNA from Penicillium pulvis, 3531 nucleotides. RefSeq lists its product as uncharacterized. Lineage: Eukaryota; Fungi; Ascomycota; Eurotiomycetes; Eurotiales; Aspergillaceae. The record is from RefSeq and is a predicted model, not a curated record. Gene Ontology annotation, molecular function: nucleic acid binding; ATP binding. The transcript has 3 exons. Bases 1 to 3531 code for a protein of 1176 amino acids.
AUGGCUCGCCACGGGGAUACUCGCUCACCAUCUCCUGUAGGCAGCACACACUCUUCAUCCAAGCGGAUUCGCAGAGAUGAUGACCGUUUUGAUCGAAGCCGGCGGGAUGAGGGACGCAGCUAUCGCCGAUCCCGCAGUCCAGAGCGCCGAUUCCGUGGUCGCGAUAACGGGCGCGACAGAGCCGGCUACCGACGACGUGACCGCUCCCUAGACCGGCGCGAUGAAGAUACCUACCGACCCAACCGAAGAGAACGAUCUCGAGACCGUCGACGGUCUAGAGAGCGAGAUGACUUCCGCCGGAGAAGCCGCGAUAGAGAAUACCGACCCAGGCGAGAUGAUUCACGCGACCGCGAUCGCAGGCGCACGGAUGAUUCUGCUGACCUGAAACCCAAGUCUAGACGGGAGGAUAGCCGAGACCGCGGGUCGAAUCGGCAGUCGAGGUCUCGAACCCGUGAACCAUCUAAACCAUCCACGCCCGCACCUGCGCCCGCUGCUCAAACGGACGAACAGAAGAGAGCCGAGCGACUAGCGAAAUUGGCAGCGUGGAAAGAGAAGCAAGCAGCGGAGCGUGAUCGCAAGGAACAAGAACAGGCCGCGGCUGGUCCUCGGAACAUCUUAGACGCAAUUGACCGGAAAUCCGUGGCUUCCCCUGCUGUUGCCUCACCUCAAACACCUGCGACGCCCACCGAAUCUGCGGCGUCAACUCCAUACCCUGGGAAGUUCGACCCUAAAGCUAUCGCAAAGAACCUCGUAAACUCUGCUGCAUCGCCCGCUGUUCUUGGAAACGAUGUCGCUGUGCCUCAAAACACGAAAGCCCCUCCGAAACCAUCACCUAUCCCCACCUCCGCCUCCGCUUCGGUUAAACCCAUAGGCAAUGUGGGUGGUUUUGGACUGGGAGGAGCAAAGACGGCCUCUGACAAAGAGAAAUCCACAGCGACUCGGACACUUGGAUUUGGUGAGGAGGAAUCCACGCGUAAGAAGUUCGAGAGGCUUCCUACUCCUCCCCUUGAUGAUGGCAAAGAUAAUGCAGCAGAUGAUGCCGGAGAUGACGAUAUGGAUAUGCACGAAGAUGUGGCCGAGGAAGACGCCGAAGCUACUGCCCGAGCAGCAGCGGAACGCCGGGAAGAGCGACUUCAGAAUGUCAUUCAGUCAGAAAGCGACGGACAAACCGACUCGCAAACAAACGGUGAUGUCCAAAUGACAGAUGCGUCAAACCCGGAAGCCGAAGUUGAAAUGGAAGUAGAUGAGGAAGUUGAUCCUCUAGAUGCCUUCAUGUCAGGACUAGCAGAAACAGCACCACCGAAGAAAACAUUUGGCGCCAAAUUUUCCAAGAAGAAGGAGGCACAACAACCCCAGGCCAUGUUCGGUGACGAAGAAGAUGUGGCCAUCACCGCCGUCGGAGAUGAUGAUGCCGAUGAUGUUCUCGCCAUUGCCAACAAGAAGAAGAAAAAGGAAAUCCCCGCAGUUGAUCACGCGAAAGUCGAGUACGAACCAUUCCGGAAGAUGUUCUAUCACGAGCCAGCGCACCUCGCAGAAAUGAGCGAGGAGGAGACCGCCAAUCUACGUCUUGAACUCGAUGGUAUCAAAGUUCGUGGUCUUGAUGUUCCAAAACCCGUACAGAAAUGGGCCGAGGUCGGACUAGGUGUACAAACUCUUGACGUUGUUCAACGACUUGGCUACGAAUCCCUCACUUCAAUUCAAGCCCAGGCCAUUCCUUCAGUAAUGGCUGGUCGUGACGUGAUUGGUGUUGCGAAGACUGGCUCGGGAAAGACAAUGGCAUUUCUCAUUCCGAUGUUUCGACACAUUAAAGAUCAACGGCCUCUUGAGAAUAUGGAAGGUCCGAUCAGUCUGAUCAUGACACCGACCCGUGAACUGGCGACUCAGAUUCACAAGGACUGCAAACCUUUCUUGAAGGCGUUAGGUCUUCGUGCAGUAUGCGCUUAUGGUGGUGCUCCAAUCAAGGAUCAAAUCGCCGACUUGAAGCGGGGAGCAGAAAUUGUCGUAUGCACCCCGGGUCGCAUGAUCGAUUUGCUUGCAGCAAAUGCAGGCCGAGUGAUUAAUUUGCGACGUGUUACCUACGUUGUUCUUGAUGAAGCCGAUCGUAUGUUCGAUAUGGGCUUUGAACCCCAGGUUAUGAAGAUCAUGGCCAACGUAAGACCAGAUCGUCAGACCGUCCUUUUCUCUGCCACCUUCCCUCGAAAUAUGGAAGCUUUGGCUCGCAAGACCCUGAAAAAGCCGGUCGAGAUUGUAGUUGGUGGUAAGAGCGUUGUCGCCCCUGAAAUUACACAGAUCGUUGAGGUCCGCAACGAGGACCAGAAGUUCUUCCGUCUCUUAGAGAUACUGGGCAAUCUAUACGAGGAUGACGCAAAUGAGGACGCGCGGGCGUUGAUCUUCGUGGACCGUCAGGAAUCUGCUGAUAACUUGCUCAAGGAGCUCAUGCGCAAGGGUUAUCCGUGUAUGUCCAUCCACGGUGGAAAGGACCAGAUCGAUCGUGAUUCUACUAUCGAAGAUUUCAAGGCAGGUAUUUUCCCAGUCUUGGUUGCUACCUCCGUUGCCGCCCGUGGUCUGGACGUGAAGCAGCUCAAACUCGUCGUCAAUUACGACGCACCUAAUCACUUGGAGGACUAUGUCCACCGUGCCGGUCGAACUGGUCGUGCUGGAAACACUGGAACCGCCGUCACUUUCCUCACUGAAGAACAAGAUCGGUAUUCUGUGGAUAUUGCCAAGGCGCUCAAGCAGAGUGGUCAGGAGAUCCCCGAGCCCGUUCAAAAGCUCGUUGAUGGUUUCUUAGAGAAGGUCAAGGCUGGCAAAGAAAAGUCCAUGGCCUCUGGAUUCGGUGGCAAGGGUCUUGAGCGGCUUGACCAGGAGCGUGAGACCGCCCGGAACCGCGAGCGUCGUACCUAUAAAACCGGUGAAGAGGGCGAGGAAGAGGAAGAGAAGGAGGAGAAGAAUGCUAAGGAUGAGGAGCGCUUCAACAAGGCUCUUUCGUCUGUGCAAUCUGCCGCUGCUCCGGCUCCUACUCAGCUUGUCGGAGUGCCUAAGGGCAUUGAUCUGGAUGGCAAAAUUACUGUGCACAGGACAGAGAAGGACCCGGCGGGCGGCUCUAAGAACCCACUUGACAAGGUCGGCUCUGCCGUUGCUGAUAUUCAUGCUCGUUUGAGCCGAGCUGGUGUGAUGAGAUCUGGUGUUCCCAUCGAUAACCGUGGACCAGAUGCUGGCGCGUUUCAUGCCACCCUUGAAAUCAACGACUUUCCCCAAAAAGCUCGUUGGGCCGUCACAAAUCGCACAAACGUCGCCAAGAUUCUCGAAUCCACCGGUACAUCCAUCACUACGAAAGGAAAUUUCUAUGCAGCUGGCAAAGAACCUGCUUCCGAGGAUGCGCCUAAACUGUACAUCCUGGUUGAGGGUGAAACUGAAAUUACCGUUACCAACGCCAUGCGCGAGCUUAUGCGUUUGUUGAAGGAGGGUACUAUCGCCGCCGCUGACAGCGAUGCUCGUGCUCCCGCCAGUGGUCGUUACAGUGUUGUCUAG